AUGGUUGAAGAGCUCUGCUCCAAGGCAGAGUCCAAAGAGGGUGAAGAACUUCGCAGUCGGUGGGUAGAGGUGAAGAGGGGACUUGGUGCCAGAAUGAAGAUCCUGCACAAUCUGUGCGAGAACCACGACCUUCUCAUUAAUCAACUUGAUCGUUUCGAAAAGCUCAUGUCGGAUAUGCUUGACUACCUGAAUUCGGUUUCCAAAGCCCAGCCCUCGGAAUCCUCGGCCAUUGAAGCACAGCUGCAAGAAAGCGUCGAGGCCCUCCGUGACAUGGAGAAUAUGCGUCCAGACUUGGCUUUAAUGGACGUCGAUGCAAACAAACUUGAGGAAUUCUUCUCCCCAGCCUACCUCCAGGUAUUAUUUCCUACUUAUUUGUUAACACUAUUAAGUGCAGACACGUUACAUUUUCAAAAUUAG
Dibothriocephalus latus is the source of this 417-nucleotide messenger RNA. The record is from the annotation of a GenBank genome assembly. Lineage: Eukaryota; Metazoa; Platyhelminthes; Cestoda; Diphyllobothriidea; Diphyllobothriidae.